UGUUGUUUUUUUAACUGAGCAGUACCUGUCUGUUGAUGUUUAACCAUUCAAGUCAGCUGAACCAUUUGAAUGGUGUGAUGAAGGUUAUUAUCUACAAGGAAGUCUCUCAAACUGAAGGGUUAACUAGAGUGGAAAAGCAAACAAAAUAUGUUGCAGGGUGAAAAUACUUUUCGAUAUUUAUGAAACUAUUACAAAGGCGUUACUAAUAGCUGAAGUUUGGCAUUGGACUCACCCUUUUGUGCCCAUUUUCCACACACUCCUAUUCAAAGUGCUGUACAGUCUGAUGGGCCUGACCCAGUUCUGCCUAUUCUUGCCCAGCUGGCAGUUGACAAUCUUUUUGUGCCAGUUUUCAGGGCAGCAGUUUUUUUUUUCUGUAUUAAAAAUAUUUUUGAAUUGCACUUAUAGCUUAAAUUUGUAUUCUCAGACUCUUGAAAAGUCAGUGUUCCCGUCACUUCACUUGAUGUCUGGACUUUACUCAACUUGUUUGAUUUCAGUCUUUUUUCAUGCAGCAUAGGUUCAGUCAAGUGUUUAACUCAGUGGUUUGCACAGUGCACACAGGGAACGUAUGGAUUUGACUCCAAACUUUGGACCUGACUUUCUUCUAGUGUCUACUUGCUGUAUGUCUCCACUUAUGGAAUGAAGUGAAUAUAAAAGAGGAAAUCAGCAUUGUAUCACAGAUCUCACCUUGGCAGUUCACAGGCAAUAAAAGGUGUCAAUUCAUAUGGCUGCAAUUGUACUGAGUUUACUGUCUCUGUAACAGCAUGGGCUGUGCCUUCUGUAGUUGUUUGUCCACUGAGGUCACAGUGUGAUGAACAGUAAAAAGCUUGCUGUCCCAUGUAUCCAUAAAAAAAUAAAUAUGACUAGAAACUGUCUCCUACUGUAUUAGGGUUUCACUGUUAAUGGCCCCACCCUGGAAACAGGUGCAGCUCUGUUAUUGUUGGCUCUGCCUUGUUGUCACCAUUGAGGCUGAACAGGAUUGUACCAAGUUCCUGUCACUUACAGGGGGUUGUCAGAAGCACUUGGAUUUGAAGCCUACCUGGGAAACAGGUGUACCUUUCUCAGUCCUGAUUUGUUCCUUGUUGGUUUGAACCAUGUUAACCCUUUAAGUGGAAAAGGCUGAAUGGCUUGAUGGGUUGAGGAUCAAAGGUAUAAAAGGAAAAUAAUACAGAUUAUUAUAAAUCUCUUAUCUGUUGUGUUAAAUCUAUUUUAACCUAGUUUCAUGACCUUAAAUAGCUUAUGAGCAGCCUCUUUAAUACGUGUGUGUUUGUGCUCACCCCUCUGUGGUAAAGUAGAGUAGGCCAUCACCGACCAGUCACACAGGAGACGGGGAGGAGUCAAGUUAUCUGGUUGUCUCUUGGAGCUACCUAACAAUGAUACACACAUACUUUUAGAAACUCAAUCGGCAUACAUUAUUUGGUACUUGGCGGAUAUACACACAGACUUUGACAUUCAUGUACAAUGGAGCAUUUACAGAGAGAUACUAUACACUCUGACUGUCCGCUUUGGAACAAAUACUUUGCUAGAUGUGUACUUUCACAUCUAGACACACAUAGAUUUGGUAAUGAUUUUUUAGUUUAAAACACACACACCCACCCAUAAAUGCACGCAGCACAGGUAGGAGCCAUGGCAUUGCACCUGCAGACUUUGUGGUUUAGUGGUUAGUGCAGGAGGGGAGGAUGGCACUGUUCUCGCCUGCUGGCACAGAGGACAAGCUGGAGUGCUCCAGUCAGACAGAAGAGGAUAAGGACUGUGUUGGUCUGCUGGAGGAAGAAAGAGAAGAGGAGGAGGAUGAGGAGUAUGUCUGUCUUCCCAGUCAUGAAAGCACAGAGGAGGAGGAUGAAGAAGAGAUGAGUGAAGAGCAACAACUUCUGUAUGAAGUACUGUGCGCUGAUAGAGUGGGCCAGAUGACGAAGACCUACAGUGACAUUGAUGCUGUCACUCGACUGCUGGAAGAGAAAGAGCGUGACCUGGAGUUAGCAGCUCGCAUAGGACAGUCACUGCUGAAGAAAAACAAAGCCCUCAGUGAGAGGAACGAACUGCUGGAGGAGCAAGUAGAGCACAUACGAGAGGAGGUUUCUCAGCUGCGCCAUGACUUGUCCAUGAAAGAUGAGCUGCUACAGUUCUACACCAAUGCUGCUGAGGAGAGUGAGGGCGAGUCCGUCAUCUCCACACCUGUGCGUCCCAGUGAAACCAAUGUGUCAACACCAUCGUGUUUCCCGCUGGAGUCCUUGCAGAAGAAACUCAAAGAUCUGGAGGAAGAAAACAAAUCACUGCGAUCAGAGGCCAGUCAUUUGGAGACAGAAACUAUCUCCUAUGAGGAAAAAGAGCAGCAACUUGUCAAUGACUGCGUCAAAGAACUACGUAAUUCAAACCUUCAGAUUUCCUCUCUGUCUGAAGAGCUGGCCAGGAAGAGUGACGACGCCUCCAGGCAGCAGGAGGAGAUCACGCACCUCCUCUCCCAGAUAGUAGACCUCCAGAAGAAGGCUAAGCUGUAUGCCGUGGAGAACGAGGAGCUGACUCAGCACUUAGGCGCAGCCAAAGAUGCCCAGCGGCAGCUCACUGCUGAGUUGCGAGAGUUACAAGACAAGUAUGCAGAGUGUAUGGAGAUGCUUCACGAGGCUCAGGAGGAGCUCAAGAACCUGAGAAAUAAAUCUCUACCGCUCAACACACCGAGGCGUUUCCAUUCUCUCGGACUGUUCCCAAUGGACUCCCUGGCAGCAGAGAUAGAGGGCACCAUGAGGAAGGAACUUCAGAUGGAUGAUCCAGAUGUAGAAGAGCAGAGAUUGCAACCAAAGAGAGUGUUCCAGACAGUGAAAAACCUGAACCUGAUGCGUCAGCAGCGCUUAUCACUAGCCCCGUCGCCCCUCAACAUCCCAGGCUCCAAUCAGACAUCAUGCUUCACCUCAGGGCGCUCCAGCAGGGUGGGCACACCACGCUCCAACUCUGUGUAUGGUAGUGAGAUGGGAAGUGGGAUCAUCCUGGACAACAGGACAAGCAGUAUAAUGGAGAGUCCAGAUGAUGGGUCAGAGGACUCCAACAAGCGGCCCCCUGGCACCCCUGGAACACCGGGCAGCAGGGACCUGGAGGCAGCUCUGCGGCGUCUGUCCCUCCGCCGUGACAACUACCUCUCAGAAAAGCGCUUCUUUGAGGAGGAGAGGGAGAGAAAGCUGGCUUACCUGGCCAAAGAGGAGGAAAAAGGAGGUGGGGGAAGUAGCGGAGGCCCUGGCACACCAACAGAGAGCCUGCUGUCGCUGUGCUCGCAUCCCUCCCUCUGGUCAGGAUACUCAUUCACACCAAGAUCCUACCUGCCAGAGAAGCUGCAAAUUGUAAAGCCACUAGAAGGCUCUGCUACUCUCCAUGCAUGGCAGCAGUUGGCUCAACCCCACAUGGGUGCUCUGUUGGAUCAUCGGCCCGGUGUGGUCACGAAGGGCUUUCGUACUUUAGCGCACGAGCAGGAGCAGGUAGACAGCUGGCAACUGGACCAACCGGAGGAGGAUGAACUGUCAUGUGACUCAUUCACUGGCCUGACAGGAGAGAGCUGUGCUCCCAUGGAUCUGCCUCGCUCUACCUCUUCUCCUUGUGUCUGCCGCCACAAAAAUGGGGACGUCCGAGACAAUAGCCAAUCAGAAACACUGCAAGAAGAAAUGUGCAGGGCUAGAGAAGCGAUUCAAGUUGAAGAAGGACAUGGUGCAAACAUGCACCUUUCCUUCUCCAGACCCUCCCCUUCUUCUUCCUCUUCUCCUCUCCCCCUUUCUUCAGAGAUGAAUGGGCACGUGGAUCUCAAGGAGCUCCAGGCCUUACAGCCCGCCACAAUGGACCGUAUGCCUGUUAAUUUCCCAGGGAAGUGUAUGUCCCAUACUAGCUCUACAUACACCUUCACCACCUGCAGGAUCCUCCACCCGUCUGAUCAGCUGACCUCUGUGUCCCCAAGCCCAGCUCUAGCUUCUUGUCAGAGCAGUGCUUGUACUGGAACCCCUACCCCUAUUUCCUCUCCCAUACCCUUCUCUGCCCCACCCACACCUUCCUAUACCCCCUGCUGCACCCCACGCCGUCUUUCCCUCUCUCUCUCACUAGCCGAGUCCUCCACCAACCUUAGGGACUCCACUAAAACCACCAGCACUUCUCUAGGCCUGGUACGCCUCCUGCUGGAGCAUGGCAUUUCUGCCUCGGUGUAUGACCCACGCAGCUGGGACCGAGGAUUGGAUGCCAGUGGAGGUUCAACACCUGUCAGAGGAGCACAAGCGCAGCAGAGUAGCGAUGCACCAGGGGAGAGUGAACCCACACAAUUAAGGAAACGCCCAGACACCCUCAUCCUCCAGCCUUCCACCCCACCCAACUCCCCUCGUUCCAAAUCUUCCACCACCUGCCCAGUUUUUCAGUUCAGCCCUUCAAGUGAUGACCCGCCAUUUUAUGACACUUUCUUAGCCUCUAAGCCAGCUCGUACCAUUCUGAGAGAAGUGCUGGGGGAGGCAGAGAGAGAGCGAGGGGGAAAAACAGAUGAUGACAGCCAAACAGAGAUGCUGAAGCUGCGACUUGUGGACAAACUGAAAUGUUUCCGCACCCUCCCCCCUCAUGCUGCUUCUCUUUCAUCUGGAGGUACUCUAUUAGCCCCCUUUGGACCUACUGGACUGGGGAACAAUGCACUGGGUGGGGGGCUUCCAGGUUUGAAUGCAGGACUGAGGAGGAAUCGAAGCUAUCCUGCCAUGGUAGGGGCCAGUAUGGCCAUGAAAGACCCAGGAGGCCCCCCUGACACAGAGAUACUCAUACCACAUACAAUGCAAAGCCCACAUACCCAACAGGCAGUGCCCACACAGGAAAUGGGCAAAAAGCAAGCAAAUCACACACUGGCCACAAAGGCCAGACACAUACCACAGACACUACAUGCACUGGAAACAGUCACACCACAGACGAUAAUACAAAGACACACCCGGCCAAACACAAUGCUACACAAUUCAUCAAGUAAUGAAUAACACAGCAAUGAUGACACAGGACCAUAAUGGAAGACAUUCACUGUAUUAGCUCAUAUAACAACACACACAACAUAAUUACACACAGUUUAUGAGUUUCUCUAUACAACCAAAUGUCCUACAUAACUCUACAGACUCUUCAGCUGGAGAGUACCCCAGACCAAACAGCUACACUGAUGUAUACAAUACCGUCCACUUACAGAAUCUACUAAACAGAAAGAAAUCUUUCCUAACCAGUCCAGACUGCAGAUCAACAUCAGUGAAUGAAAUGGUGGUGAACACACCAGUAGUGGCUGACACUGUUACACUGUGUUAUAUUCUUAGUGUCAGACCAGACUAAUGAUGAUGGAGUAUGAUGCCUUCCUCAGUGUCUGUAACUGUAUAUUGUAUGAGAUGUAUAUGCAAUAUACUGUGUCAUAUUUAGUAUGUUAUUAAAAGGCCCAAUCUGGUGAAAGUAAUGCUUUUCCACAAGCUUCUUUUAGUCUCAUUUUCCUUCCCACCUAGUAUGACUGACUGCACCAUUGAAAAAAGCCAACCCAUUAAAUGUACUGUAUUGGCUCGAAUGUAAGAUGUUUUGAUUUACUCCACAUGGUCUAUGAAAAAAUGGGGGUCAGAUGUUCCAGAACCACACAAUUACACACUGACUACAGCAGACGUUACUUAAAGAAAGUGCUGUGUCAUGGGUCAUUUUUAGCCUUAAUGUCAACACAAAAAUCAUCACAGACCAUCAUUAAUGACACAUCUGUAAACAGUCUAUGGUACAGAGAGACAAGGAUAAUAUGAUUAAUGUCAAAACCAAACAGGAAGAGAAAAAAAAAAACCCAAACGCUCACACUGUAAAGCUGGCUGCUGUCCUGACAGGCUAGCUUACUACCAGAGUCUUUAUUAAGCUUAAAUAUUUUUAAUAAUCAUACUGUGCUGUAUUUUGAAUUAAAUGUGGUACACGCUUAAAUAUGCCUAAUUUGCAUACGUGGUUUCAUUUGAAGUGUUAUCUUAUAUUCGAGCCACUAUGGUAUUUUUAAUCUCUCACUUGUUUGUGUUUGAAUUGUAUUGCACUGCAGCUAAAUGAAAGUUGUGAUGUUGGCACUAGAGAGUAUUUCCUACCAGCAACUCCUCCCCCCCCCACUGUCUGUAUGUAAUCUGUAUUUUCAGAAAUAAUCUGGAUUGUGGCUUUAAUCUUGCUGUGACUUAAUGUUCUUAUGUGCCUAAAACAGCUAAGAUACUGUAUCUCAUUGGAGUAUAGUUGGUUUUGUUUGACAACUUUGUUAUUUUAAUGCAGGAGAUGGUAAAUCAGAAUAAUUGUGUAAAUUCAUGCAUGCGAACCUGUUGAGGGGCCCCACACAUGACUGUCUGGCUGUUUGUUUUUGGGGUUUUUUUUGUCUUCUAUUGAGUUCGGGUGAACCAUCACCUUCAUUUAUAAUCCACUGGGGCAUGUAGCACAUAAACAGUAAUACAGACACGUUAAAACACUGUGACAACAAGAGGCAGACCUGUAGAAAAACGAUGCAGUGACAUCUGAAUCAGUGGUAAAUGAGGCAUCAUGGCGUCAUAAUCCAACAAAAUGCAGAUGGGAGAUGGAAAAUCAGGAGUCUGCCACCGACACAGCGGUCACUCACAACCAAAGUCACAGCCUAAUAAAGAGUGGGUGGGAUCACAACGACACAAAGUUGGAAGCAUGUUUGUAUGCAAAUUAGACUGAUUACAAAUUUACUGUUCACCCUAUGUUGCCAGUGUAUACCGGGAUCAUGCAAACAGACUGACACCACUCAGUUUCAUUUGUCAAAACCAAGUGUGUGUUGGAGGGAAAAAUAUCCAUGUCCGCAAUUAUAGCACUUCUAUGUUUCUGAAUGUAACUAUAAAAGGAGCAACUUGAAAUGUUUUAAAGGCAAGAGGCUGAGAUUCUAAUAACAGUUUGUUGCUAAAGGGAAAUUAAUAGUAUCACUGACCCAGUUCCAGUGUCCACCCUCAGGAAGGCCCAUCAGACAUCUUGUACACGUUCCAUAUAUACAUGACUUUACUGGCCUCAGAAACACCUCUGCCCAGUUGAAGUGAUUUGAAUUAGGGCGUUGGGCCUGUGCUGACUGACUGACAGUGAAUGAAUGGACAUGGCUGGCUCUAAUGCUGGUAGUGAUCUGAAAUAAUCCUUAAUGAUUAAGGAGUUAAACUAGUAAUGUUACUGAGCAGGAGAUUAAAAAUUCUUAAAUAGAAUUUAAUAAAUACUUGGGAUUAUUAGAAGCAUGCAUAUAGCUGAAUGCCUACUGUACGUGUUUAAGUGAAGGACUUUUGGUUAUUGUAUUUAUAUUUUGAAUAAUUUUUCAUUGGAUAGUUUGUUAUGGCUAAAUGAUUUCUCUGGCCUCAGAAAAACAUAUAUAAAACUUGAUAACAGGAAUAGGGAGGGAAAAACAAUCAGACAACAGUAUUUACAGUAUUUAAGUGCUAAGACUGACGCGAUGAGGAGCUGGUGUGUAUGUGUUUCUUUUUCUGUGUGUCAACUGAAUCAUCAGGAUGUAAGUUAUUACAACGAGUAAUCCUGCUGUAGGGGUAUAUAUUUGUGUACAGUAUGUUGAUUUAUCUUGAUUUAUCUGUUUGUAUUAACCUCAAAAGGGGAACCAUCAUUACAUUGUAAAUGUAUGCAACACCUAUAAUCAUGCUAACUUUUGUUCUUAAAGAUGAACUGCAACAGUAGAACAAAAACACAGGGAGUUGAUUAUAUUUUAGUAAAGAGGGAAAGAAACUUCUGUUCAGGGACUGAAGCGUUCUAUUCAACAGAACAGACUAUACUGUCAAUAAAAAUAAAUACCUAAAGGCUGA
This is a messenger RNA of Scatophagus argus, 7778 nucleotides long. Its product is annotated as trafficking kinesin-binding protein 1-like. The record is from RefSeq and is a predicted model, not a curated record. Gene Ontology annotation, biological process: anterograde axonal transport of mitochondrion; neurogenesis; endosome to lysosome transport. Gene Ontology annotation, molecular function: GABA receptor binding. Lineage: Eukaryota; Metazoa; Chordata; Actinopteri; Scatophagidae. The transcript is spliced from 15 exons. Gene Ontology annotation, cellular component: dendrite. Bases 1677 to 4970 code for a protein of 1097 amino acids.